This is a messenger RNA of Brassica napus (rape), 1530 nucleotides long. RefSeq lists its product as uncharacterized. The transcript has a single exon. Lineage: Eukaryota; Viridiplantae; Streptophyta; Magnoliopsida; Brassicales; Brassicaceae. The record is from RefSeq and is a predicted model, not a curated record. Bases 1 to 1530 code for a protein of 509 amino acids.
AUGUCAUACGCUAUGGAUAAAGCGUUGAUGGCUCUAUCGUUGGAAGAGGAAGAUGAACCGUUCGUUAUGCCUGAUCUUCCACAGUACAAAUCGUGUGAAAGAAACUCUCGAAGUAUUAUCGGAAGGAUUCUUAAUCCAGACUGCCAGAAGAUGCCGGGUUUGAUUCGCGAGAUGCCAAGAACGUGGCAGAAGCAAGGGAAAGUUAGAGGAAUAGCUUUGUCCAAGGAACGGUUCCAGUUUGUUUUUGAUCAUGAACAUGAUCUGCUGGAGGUUCUAGAAAAAGGUGUUCAUACCUUCAACGACUGGACUUUAGCGAUUGAUCGAUGGGUGGAGAAGCCUCCUGAGGAUUACUUACAGUUCAUCCCUUUAUGGGUUCAAAUCAGAAAUCUCCCUGUCAAUUAUUAUACGAAGGAAGCUAUUACCGCUCUUGGUGAGAAGAUAGGUGCAGUCAAGGUGGUUGCUUUUGAUCCUGACAAGCCACAAGUGCAAGACUAUGUAAGGAUCCAAGUACGAUUCGAUGUCUCCAGACCACUACGGAAAUCAAAAGUUGUUAAUCUUCCGGAGGGAGGCUCUGCAGUGGUUCUCUUUAACUAUGAGAGAAUAAGGAAGCGAUGCUAUGAAUGUCAAAGAUUGAACCACGAAAAAGAUAUUUGUCCACUUCUGAAUAGGAAUCGGGAGGCUGCUGCUCUGAGGAGUAAGCGGGUUAUCAUGGACAGUCACAGAAAUGAAGUCAUCUUGCAUCAAGACGAUCCUCUGUUUGGGGUUCUUUCUGAAGAUCAAGUUGGAAUUUGCAAGAUGACAGGAAGAAGGAAAAUAGCGCCUGAGGUUUUGGAAGAAAUGAGAAGAUAUUUAUUAAUGGCAACAGAGGAAGAUAAGAAGAUUAGAAUUGACCGGGUCAGAUCAUCAGUAGCUGAAGCGGAGAAGGACCCUUUUCUGCAGAAGACAAUGUUGCGCCUAGAAACUGCUCCGACCUUUACCAAUCAAAUUGACAGAGGAAAGGGUGUUGUCUAUGAUUUCGACCUUAAUACUUCCGCUGAGCCAAGAUUGGAAGACAAAGAUUCUGCUGACAAACUGAUGGCUUCUGCAAUCAAAGCUAAUAUCGCAGGUAGCUUGGUUCAUCGCUGGGAAGAUUUGAGGGUAUCAGAUAGAAAGGCGGAUCUUGGGAGUAUUGUUCAUCAGGCCUUCCUUCCUCAUGAACCUUCCUCGUCAAGGGUGUCAGAGAGAGGUCAUGAUUCGACAGCAAGCUUACAUGGGAACUCUACGGAAUAUGGUCCUGGAUACUUUGUGUCCAAGCCAUCCGGGGUUGUCCACAAAAGCUCUAAAUCGAGGAGAAGACCUUACAUCAAGAAAAGACGUGAACAACAAGGUCAGUCAUCAGGAAUUCUUCACCAGUUCUACGGUGAAAACGAAGGAGCAGAGAAGAUCGGUUCUAAAAGAAAGGCGGAAGACGCUAUUUUGAAGGGUGACAAAAUGGCGCGACUCAAAGAAUCAAGGGUGGUCCCAAUGGAGGGACUGCCGAAGCCUCAAUGA